This is a messenger RNA of Drosophila guanche, 1040 nucleotides long. Its product is annotated as PE-PGRS family protein PE_PGRS33. The transcript has 3 exons. The record is from RefSeq and is a predicted model, not a curated record. Bases 95 to 886 code for a protein of 263 amino acids. Lineage: Eukaryota; Metazoa; Arthropoda; Insecta; Diptera; Drosophilidae.
AGGGCCUGCAAAAUUGAGUCAGUCCCACCAUAGAAACCGUCUAGCACGGACGCAAAGGGAUUUGCCACAAUCUGUUCUCUACACUCUGGAUAAGAUGCGAACGACAGCGUUGCUGUUGCUGCUGCUGGGCCUUCUGGCCAUUCAUUUCGUCGAUGAAGGAGCAGCUCAUGUUGUGCCCCUGGCUGGUACCUACCUGAUCUCUCAGGCAGGACCAGUUCUGUUGCUAGUCCAACCUCCUCCACCGCCACCACCAGAGGAUGAUGGCUCCUACAAGCCUCCCGGACCCGCAGAAGAUGGCUCGUGGCAGCCACAGCCUGGGUUGGAGGGUGAGCCAGAGCCAGAGCUCAGCCAGAGUCAAGAUGGAAGCGCCAGCUCAGAUGAUGGAGGUUCCCUGAGCUCGGACAGUUCUGGAUCAGCUGCCGGCGAAGCUGCGGCCGCUGGUGAUGCUGCUGCUGCUGGAGGAGGAGCUGGAGGCGCAGGCCAAGCCGGACAGGCUGGCGGUAUUCUUGGUGGAGCUGGAGGUGCUGGCGGAUCGGGGGGCGAUGGCAGCGCAGGAGGCGGUGGUGCUGGAGGCGGCGGCGGUGGAGGAGGAACUCUCACAUCCGGUCAGAGCGGAGAGACUGGACAGCCGGGCGCGCCCAGUCCGUCUGGACCACAGCCCGACGGCGAAGACGGCGCCGAUGGAGCCGACGGAGCAGAUGGUCCUGAUGGUUCCAAGGGUGGCAAAGGCGGCAAAGGUGGAAAGGGAGCACGCAAUGGCGCUGGCGGAGGUGCCGGCGCAGGAGGCGCCGCAGCCCAACCCGCACCACUGCCGAUAGCUCACGCCGUUCUCGUCCCAGCCCCCGUCUGGCCCGAUCCGGAGGUGAACUUGAUCCACGUUAUCUAGCUGCAAUCCCGACCCCUCUGCCACUUCCCACUUACCUUUUUGAUGGCCGAUUAAGCAUCCAAUUAGUCUUAGGUCUAGUCAAUGUUUUUGGAACUCACAUUUAAGUACCUUAAGCUGAAAGCAAACGAAUAUUAAAAUUCGAUUACACAGUGUG